CCCAAUCCACCCAAAAAAAGGUGGUCCAACCCGUCAAUUAAAUAGUCUUCGCCCCACCAAUUCCCAUUCUCUCUUCUCCAGUUUUCCUUCCCUUCCCUCCCCACACAAACAAGGCAUCGUCAAGGCGUCAAGGAGGAUCGAUCCGUCUCUUUUCAGGUCACGCGAUGGCAUCGAAGCGGAUCUUGAAGGAACUCAAGGAUUUACAGAAGGAUCCUCCUACGUCUUGCAGCGCUGGUCCUGUCGCUGAAGACAUGUUCCAUUGGCAAGCAACAAUUAUGGGUCCUCCAGACAGUCCUUAUGCUGGGGGAGUUUUCUUAGUUACUAUUCAUUUUCCCCCUGAUUAUCCUUUUAAGCCUCCGAAGGUGGCAUUCAGAACAAAGGUAUUCCACCCUAAUAUCAAUAGCAAUGGUAGCAUUUGCUUGGAUAUUUUGAAGGAACAGUGGAGCCCAGCACUAACCAUUUCAAAGGUGCUGCUGUCGAUAUGUUCUUUAUUGACGGAUCCCAACCCUGAUGAUCCUUUGGUGCCGGAAAUUGCUCAUAUGUACAAGACGGACAGAAGCAAAUAUGAGACAACCGCACGGAGCUGGACCCAGAAGUAUGCGAUGGGCUAAAAUUGUUUGUCAUGGUGGGUUUGAGGGAGGGCAUUUUCCUUUAUUUGUUUCAUCCUUUUUUGAAGUUUUAUGUAUAAUUGUUCUGUCUCUACGAUCCAAAAGGGGACCAAAGAGGUCCAUAACAUGAUGGUAGUUGAUGGAGAAACAAUGAUGCCCUGUGUUGUUGUAUGGAUACUGUGACUUAUGAAGUGUAGAAUCUCUCCCAACUCGUUAUGGCCCCCUGCAGUUACUUCUAAAUGGUAUUGGUCGUUUUCUUA
Molecule: messenger RNA, 868 nt
Organism: Tripterygium wilfordii
Lineage: Eukaryota; Viridiplantae; Streptophyta; Magnoliopsida; Celastrales; Celastraceae
Product: ubiquitin-conjugating enzyme E2-17 kDa
Exons: 5
Coding region: 165-611 (148 amino acids)
Biological process (GO): protein polyubiquitination
Cellular component (GO): nucleus
Molecular function (GO): ubiquitin conjugating enzyme activity
Source: RefSeq, a predicted model, not a curated record